GCCCUUUAUUAUUUUCCCUCUUUACACAGCCGACAUUCUCACACCUCUUCUCUUAAAAAAUCAAAAACACAUAUCGACCGAAAAAAAGCGACCCUACACAAGGAGCUUCUUUACCAAAUGGCCUAUAUCGAUACACUUGGCGAGCACUCACAGGCCUUCCGCGCUUACUCAUCUGAAGAGUUCUCGCCAUCAUCACAGGAAAAUAUUCAGCUCAUUCCCACUCGUCUCGAUCCUAUCUCCAAUCAACGAGUCAUUUUCUGGAGUGACAUCUUGGACCAGUUUCCCAAUGCAGAGUGCUGUGUUGUCAAUCGUGUCAAUGGCGAUCGUGCUGUCUUGUUCCUCACAGACAGUGAGUUUGAAUACCUCAUUCCGAAGCGAAUUCCCUAUUACCCAGGCCAAGUACUUGACAUCAUUUCGUCGGAAGAUGCAUCCAACUUGAGUCAUAGCCCUAUUAUUUCUAACAAAGCGUCAUUUAACCAGAGUAUACAGGGCGCUCCAGAUGUAGAAAAAGUAUCAACGGCUGUACAUCUGUCUCAGAAUAAUGAUGUGACUUCUCUUGUGAAAUUUGAUUCUCAGCAACAGCAGCUACAGGGUUCUGAUAUCCAAGCUAUUAUGUCAGGACAAAUGCAACAUGCUGAGGAUCUCAUGCGAUCGGUGCGAUAUUACUAUGAUCGUCUUCAGUUUGAGGUUCAAAAGAGCCGCGAGCUUCAGGAACGAGUCUAUGCAAAACAAAAAGAUGCCAAAGAGCUUUUGAUCAAGGGAGAGGAGGAGGGACGGAAAUGGCAACAGCUAAUCUAUGAUCAACAGGUCCAUAUGCAGAAGUCAUUUGAGGAGAAACAAGCCAAAAUUCUUCGCAUGCAGGAAGAGGCUCUGGAACGGCUUGCGGUGAUCCAGAACCGUGUUCAAGCCGUACUCACUCAGACAUAUGAGCUACACGAAUACCCUAUCCCACAUCUGUUCAUCGUCUUACCGAAGGCAUCCCGACGUCGAGACACAAUAACGAAUCCGUUCUCAAACCAGUUCCGGUUGUUCUUCCUUUGUGAAUGCGGCAAGCAUACAAUGACAGAGAGGAGCAAGAUCUCGCAUGAAAUCCAUCUAGCAAAGCAUGAGGGGUAUGAUAUUGAACGGCCUACAGAGUUCUUCCAGAAGUAUGGCCCCUAUGUGCUGACGAUGAUGGAGAUGAUCAAGUUUGGGUUCUCAGUAGCUGGAAUGCUCGUACCAGCUCUGGCCAAUACAGGGUUGGUUGAAGGCAUGGAUGUGGUUCAAAAGAACCUUGAUCUUACCAACAGCAGCAUUGGCUCUCUUGUGGAUGACACAAUCAACUUUAUUAAUGACCAAUACACGAAUGCGGAUGGUGGAAUGGAUUUAGAGGAUGGUGACGGCGGCCAGAGCUUGGAUAAAUUAGAGGCGCUAGAGGGAGCAGAUCUCCGACAGCUAGAAUCUUUCCUUUCUGUUCAUGAUGAAGGCCGAGUCCUUGGUAACUUGUACAGAAUCGUGACGACAGAGGGUAAAGUCAAGUGGGUGUGUAUUGACCAUUAUCGCGAGAACUACAGGACAUCAGCCAUGCAGUUGGUCCGCGAUUCUAUUUCGUCCAACCAAGGCUUGUACAAGGAGGACAAAGGAGAAAUUAUAAUUGCAAUCGGAGAUAGAGACCGAGCUAAUGAGUUUUACGAUGUCCUUACCAAGGCACGUGGAAUCCAAUACUUAGAUAUUACUUUGGCUUGGGAUGCAACUCUUGAUGACCUCCGUCAGUUGGCUGCAGCGGUCUCAAAUGCUAACAUCCUUCAUCUCACUCUCAGCGGCAACAAGCUUAUUGGGCCUAACCGUGAUUUCUUCAACAGAGGGCGCCGUUUCGAUCCCAUCGUCCAGCUCUUACAGAAUCGACGUAUCCAGUCUUUGAAACUGACUGGGUUCAAGGACUUUUAUGCACAUGUGUCCUCAGCUCCCCUUGCUAUGGCUCCUCAGGUCCGAAACUUGGCUUUAAGUUGCGAGAUAGAUCCCAUGGACAAGGAAUCUACUGCAAUUGUGACAAGGAUCCUCAAGACCGUCCCUGCUCUUGCAAAACUGACGCUUUGGUCCACCCAAUUUAUCCCUACCUUCGAUUUCCUUAUGACACAACUUCAAUAUGUACCCACGCUGGACAGCUUAAAAGUUUUACAGGAUGACUUUGAUGUCACAUUUAAGCUCUUCCAAAGCAAGAUUCGUGGCACCACCAUGCGAACCAUUAGGUCAUUCAGUGCGAUUGUCGCACGCGAAAGAGAGUUCCUCAAGCGAGGCCUUGUUACCAAAUUUGUGACAAGAGAGUUGACUGAUAAGCUUGACGAGCAGUCUUGGCUCGAUGCCAUGGUGUUGAGCCCUAAUCUGUCCGAAGUGCACCUCAGCUGCCAUGGUGGCCGGUCUUUAGAGCUGAUCGAAGCAAUCUCCUCUACCAGGGACAAAACUAUUUCUCAAACCGGCACUUGUUCUCUCGCAAGGCUUGAGUUGCAGAUGGAUAAUGUUUCUUUCGUUGUCAUUGACUUCUCAAUGGAUAAGCCUGAAAUAAACGAUACGGAAUAUAAGGAUGGGGCGACAACAGUGUCUACUACAGCAUAUACGAUGACCGACCUUAACACCGCCAAGUUCCCCAAAGCAGACAAAUCUAAUCCUUUGACCCAUGUACUACGACUACACGGUCAUACGAUCGAACGAUUGGCAGCAGAUGGCGAGUUUACAGAUGAUCAUGUAGCAAUUCUGGACCAAGUGACUCAAGAACGAGGUUCCCGUCUUCUAAAAAUGAAUUUGGAACCGGACUCUCUUACAACUGCAGCAUGUGAAAGUUUAGACCGAGUUCUGGAGCGGUCCCACAGCCUGAAGAGGUUCAUUCUCCAAAAAUACAGCAUGAACAACAAAGAACAACAUGAGAUGAUCCAAACGUUGUUGACUAGGCAUGGGAAGCGCAUCAAUGAGCUUGUAUUGGUAGGGUCUUCUGCAGAAGAAUGGUUGCCAAUCGUAGCGAACACAGUACCAACCCGCCGUGAGCUGCCUGUCCUGGACACAUUGAAUAUCAAGUCGAACGAGAAAGUAGAAGUUUCACAGGAGAUUGCAGACUGGCUUGUCGCCAUGGCAACAGCGCCCCCAUCAGUCACUCCCCCUCCUCCUCCCCCAACUUCUAGUGAUGCUAUUUACACUCUUGAUACCACAGUGGAAGCAGUAGAGGCUCUGGAUCCCAUAUCUCGUUCACUUGUACAACGGUCGAUAAAGAGAACCGUUCCUAUUUCAGAUCCCUCCAAGGCAAUGGCGUCCAAAGCAUGGACAAGCCUAGAGGUGUUUUGGCUGACUGGUCUUCAUAUGCAGUCUCAACAAUGGGAGGCUCUGAUCAAGGCUAUUGACUUUACGUCCGCGCAGGAUUUGGGCUUUUGGUAUUCUAACUUUGAUUUAGACCACCUCCAGACUUUAGUGGAUACUAUCCCUGAGGCCAAAAAGCAUCCAGCUCCACUACGUUUCCUUAGACUUGGUAAAACUAAAUUUGAUGGGCACGGUAGUCGUCCAAUAGAAAUUCCAAGGGAGUAUACGAAAGCGCUGAAGAAGAAGGCACCACUGGCCAAGAUCCAAUCUUGAAGGAUGUGAAGAAUUAUAUAAUACCAACUCAUGGCACCGUUGAUACUUAUAAUAUACAAAUAUAAAGUGCUUUUUUCCUUCCUUCAUUUGGGAAAUGAAAACAUGAGUAAU
Messenger RNA from Lobosporangium transversale, 3708 nucleotides. RefSeq lists its product as hypothetical. The transcript has 2 exons. The record is from RefSeq and is a predicted model, not a curated record. NCBI's taxonomy places the organism in Eukaryota, Fungi, Mortierellomycota, Mortierellomycetes, Mortierellales, Mortierellaceae. Bases 118 to 3597 code for a protein of 1159 amino acids.